Molecule: messenger RNA, 1091 nt
Organism: Lineus longissimus
Lineage: Eukaryota; Metazoa; Nemertea; Pilidiophora; Heteronemertea; Lineidae
Product: protein N-lysine methyltransferase METTL21D-like
Exons: 4
Coding region: 148-798 (216 amino acids)
Biological process (GO): peptidyl-lysine methylation
Cellular component (GO): cytoplasm; cytosol
Molecular function (GO): protein-lysine N-methyltransferase activity
Source: RefSeq, a predicted model, not a curated record
AUUAUUAUCACAUAUUUCCUAUUCUUCAUACUAUAAAUCUGUAUUUUCAAAGUUUGUCAGAUGUUUUCAGGUAUAUUCUUGCGAUAAAAGUAGUAGCUAAAAAUUACACUUCGUCACAGAAACACCGCCGCCUGGAAUAUUUCCAAGAUGGCAGCCGCCAUGGAAAAUGUUUUCGUGAGGGAUUGGGAAAAAAAUAAUGGUGAAAUACUCCGAAUCAAUCAACUGGAGAUCGGUGAUGUUGGCUGUGUCGUGUGGGACGCAGCAUUAGUUCUCAGCUCAUACAUAGAAACUGAAAGAUUCCUCUCGAAUAUCGGAGAUUCAGGCUUCCAAAGUUGUAAAGUUUUGGAACUUGGCUCUGGAACUGGCAUUGUUGGUCUGCAGGCUAGCACUUUGGGUGCCUCAGUGACGAUAACUGAUCUCGAAGACUUCAUUCCACUGAUGAAAAUGAACAUCGAAACAAACAAGGAUUUGGUGUGUGGCAGCGUUGUAGCAAAGACAUUGAAAUGGGGACAAGAUGUCACCGACUUCGGCACACCCGAUGUCCUUCUUUUAGCUGAUUGCAUUUAUUAUGGAGAGUCCUUGGAACCACUAGUUUCAACAAUCAAAGAUCUCUCGGGGCCAGAAACGAUUGUGCUGUGUUGCUACGAGGAGAGAACCACAGGAAACAAGCCUGAGUUGGAGAAGAAAUUCUUUCAGCUUAUUCGGGAACAUUUUGAUGUGGAUGAAAUACCGCAGGACCAACAGCAUCCAGUGUAUCACAGUGAUGACAUUCACAUAAUGCGUUUCAAAAAGAGCUGACAGAUCUCUUGAAUAGGGUCUUUAAAAAAUCUGUCUUUGGUGGUGAUGCCCAUGUGAUAAUGAGGAGUUUCAAACAAGAAAUGAGGCAAUAAAAGGCUUUGGCCGAGUCUGUGGUCAUUGGUUAACAGCACGAAGACAAACAGCCUUCCAGUUUUCAUUUGCACUGAGGGUAUUCAAAUUCAAUUCAUGCCAUUGUGGUAGCACUCACACUGAUGUGCAAUGAACAAUGAAUGGUUUUACAAUGCACUGCUAUUACAACAUAUGUGUAUGUGCUUCAAAAAGAGGUGACCAAG